AUGGCGACGUUUCGGGAAACCUCGGCGACGUUUCGAGGACGAAUGGUACAUUCAUAUCUCUUCGCCUUGAUGGCGACGCUUUUGACCACUUUUACUGGUCUGAAAACUGCACGAGCGACGUGCAUUCCAUCGAACUCGGAGUACGAGGCAUUUUUUGCCGGCUUGAUCGAUUCCGCGAACCCACCGUCGUUACCGACUGCUGGGUCGUGUUGCCAGAUGGAUGUCUGUGCGAUUCCGUGCCCUGCGACGGUGCCGAAACCGGAUUCGGAUUUCGGGAUCGGCGUGAUAUGCGUGGUGGUUUUAUUUUGCAUGAUUGGCAUUGGGACGGUGUAUUUUGUGGGCGGGAAAGCGAAGAAUUUUUUCGUCGCCGGGAGGUCUUUACCGUUACCGGUGGUCAUCUUAACCUUGGCGUCUCAGUCCAUCGACUCGAACGCGUUGUUAGGCAACGCGGAUUUGAGUUAUAAGUUCGCGUUCUUCGACGGCGCGGUGUUACCGAUUGGUCUCGGUUUGUCGUUGAUUUUGAACGCGCUCUUCUUCGCGAAGAAAAUGAACGCGGAAGGUGUUUUGACUUUGCCUGAUGUCUACGGGAAACGCUACGGCGUCGCCACGGAGAUCAUCGCGAGUUUAGUCUUGUGCUGCUCUUUUCUUUGCCUUCUCGCGGGGAACUUGGUGGGGAUGGCGAAAAUUUUGGCCUACUUGUUCGAUUUGGACAUCACCGACGGCGUUUUCUUAUCCGGCAUUAUUAUUUUGGUGUACACGGCGUGCGGUGGGUUAUUUUCAGUCGCCUACACGGAUGUUAUUCAAUCCGCCGUAGGCAUGACUGGAUGCCUCGCCGCCGUGUAUUGGAUUAUUAAAAACGCCGAGUUCGAAGCGCCGCCGCCGUCGAUUGGAUUUCCCGAUUACGUCUAUCCCGACGAGGCGACGGCCAAGUUGUACGACGGCAUCCCGUGCACGCACGUUCCGGAUGCUUUUUGCUACAACGCCGCGAAAUGGUGCCCGAGCGAUGAUAAUUGCAAAACGGACGCCGGCGCGUACCCGUUUGGCGAUAAAGUCAUCUACGACAGGUCGAUGAGCGACCCGCGCGCGUUGACACCGUUUCCAAACGCGAUUUUAUUCAACUGGGCGACUAUUUUUGUCCUUGGUUUCGGUAACUUGGCAGCUUUGGACUUCCAGGCGCGCUGUUUGGCGGCCAAGUCGCCGACGACGGCCCAAAUCGGUUGCUUAGUCGCCGGUUUGUUGACGUUCUUCGUCGGUAUUCCGUUUGCGUACACGGGCGCCGCUACGCGUUACUACUUCGGCCCGGAUUCACCGUACGCGAGUUUUGAAACGGACUCGUGCUCAAAAAUUCUCGGUUUACCGACGUGCGCGAUGUGGCAGCCAGAUGGAAACGCGUUCAUUUACAUGUUGACCCACGUCGUCCCGAAAGGAUUAGGCGGUUGGUGCUUGCUCGGCAUCGUCGCCGCGUCUAUGAGUACGUGCGAUGGCGCAAUCUUAGCGCUCGGAACUGUGUUCUCGCACAACAUCGUCCGACACAUGCCGGGAGAAAUGAUCAAACCGGAUACGUUAUUGCGAUGGGCGCGCAUAUCGACCAUCCCGUUUGCGUUUAUCGCGAUGGGAAUCGCCGCGGCGAAAUCAGAUACCACGGGUUAUCUUCUCGUCGUCGCCUUCGACGUCGCUUUAGCCGGUGCCGUCAUCCCGCUCUUCGCCGCUUUCUACGUCAAAGACCCGUCGCCGAACGCGGCGUUCUGGUCCAUCUUCGCCGGCUCCUUGUGCCGCGUCAUCUUGGAAUUUUCCUUGAAAAAAGACGGAUUCUUGAUUUACCCGUACGGCGGCGACGAGUUUUUGGAUUACGGCACAGCGGCGUCGGACUUUUUCCCAACGUUCUUCGAUAAACCAUCCGCUGAUUUAUGGGACCCAUCCGUGCAAGAGUGCAAACAAUCCAGAUUCGAAGAUUGGACCGGCGUGGACUCUUUGGUCUCCCCCGCCGUCUCUUUGCUCGUGUUCACAAUCUUACACGUUCUCGAGAAAACCUGCGGCAACGUUUCCUGCUUUCCCAAAUCCUGGUUAACGCCUUUGGAGAAGAACUUUGAAGACGAGGACGAUACUCCGAGCGCAGAAAUCGAGAUGAAAUAA
Molecule: messenger RNA, 2133 nt
Organism: Bathycoccus prasinos
Lineage: Eukaryota; Viridiplantae; Chlorophyta; Mamiellophyceae; Mamiellales; Bathycoccaceae
Product: Solute:Sodium symporter family
Exons: 1
Coding region: 1-2133 (710 amino acids)
Biological process (GO): transmembrane transport
Cellular component (GO): membrane
Molecular function (GO): transmembrane transporter activity
Source: RefSeq, a predicted model, not a curated record